UAUCUGUCAUAUUUUCCUCCUAGCAUCAAGAUUUGAUGAAAAAUUUGAAUUGAUUCUCGGGUCCGAGAAUGGAGGAGGGUAGUCUGAGUCAAAGUGGAGAAGAACCCAAAUCAUGGGAUGAGCUUUACAAUGUCAAUCUGAUGCCUUCAGAGAUUUUUCUCAAGUUCAGAAAAGAAAUUGAGGGCUAUCGAGUUGGUGUUAACUUGGAGUUUUACAAUGCCCCAUACAAUGAAUAUCUGGCUAAGCUGGUCUUAAAACCUUUAGCCCCUGAGCGGAGAUGGAAGUUCAUAUAUGAGCCUUUGCAUCAUGAAGUCCGCCUUCUUUCCAAGAAGAUCCCGGUGACAAAAUUUCUAAAUCUUCAGGUUGGUGUAGGCCAUAGCUUUCAGUCGCAGGCAACUGGUUGGAAAUGGAAGCUCACGACUUGUUUCGGCGGAGAUGGUAUCUCCAGCAUCCGGAAUAAAACAUCUCUUGGAUUAUGUCCUGGUGUGGAUUUCCGUUUUGGAUGGAAAGCAGAUUAUGUAUUUCCAGAAGUUACUGGGGCUUUAGGCACUGGUGAACCGUUGUUCAAUAUGAAUUCUGGACGACUACAAGCGUCACUGGAUAGAGUGGAGGCCAUCUUUUCCCAAUAAGCACAGUCCAUUCUUGGGCAUGUUAUUGAUGAUAUUGACAUUUCCCAACAAAUUAUCGACCUCCUAAAAAAUGUUGAAGAAAUGAGCUAGGGAGAGUUGGCUGACCACAGUUGCGGAAGAGUACCAAAGGAAGGAGGCAGAGCCGGAACCAGGAUUUUUAGGCUCAUGACACAUAUUUCUUAUUCUUCUUGCUAGAUCUAAGAAGUCUAUCAAUGAAUUAG
Messenger RNA from Solanum verrucosum, 850 nucleotides. RefSeq lists its product as uncharacterized. The transcript is spliced from 6 exons. The record is from RefSeq and is a predicted model, not a curated record. Bases 69 to 629 code for a protein of 186 amino acids. Lineage: Eukaryota; Viridiplantae; Streptophyta; Magnoliopsida; Solanales; Solanaceae.